Ceratitis capitata (Mediterranean fruit fly) is the source of this 1094-nucleotide messenger RNA. RefSeq lists its product as hypothetical. The record is from RefSeq and is a predicted model, not a curated record. The transcript is spliced from 3 exons. Bases 166 to 693 code for a protein of 175 amino acids. Gene Ontology annotation, biological process: septate junction assembly. Lineage: Eukaryota; Metazoa; Arthropoda; Insecta; Diptera; Tephritidae.
UCUACAAUCGUUACAUGUGGUUUCAGUUAUCGAACGACUUCAUACGAGCAUAUACGAACAAAAGUACCUGGCUAUUUUAAAUUGAACGGAAAUAUUUAAAAAAAAUACUUUCCUAUAAGUUUACUCAGUAUUUAUUGCAUUCCUGACAGUUUUUAAUAUUGAUAAAUGGAGUGGUCGUUGAUUUGGAUAGCUUCAAUUGUCAUAAAGGCAUUGAAAUUGAUUCUCAAUCUAGCCAUUCUUAUAAUUUAUCGUAUCGGAGCUGGUGGCUAUUUUCUUGGCGUUGGUGGCACCUGGAAUUUAUGGGAGGAAAAAAGUGCCGGCUGUGAGAUCUUCGCCUCUGGGGUUUUCUUUGGAUUCAUUGUCUACACAGGCGUACACACAAUUGCAUACUUUUUUGGUCCCAACAAGUACAGGCACGAGCUCACCGACACCAUGAUGAAUGUGGUGGGCACCUUCUUGUGGGUACUUGUGGGUGGCAUCGCCCUCCACUAUUGGGUUGGCUAUAUGGAUACCAGCGACUACUCAUAUUUAGGCAUUCAACAUGUGCCUGUGAAUGCGAGUAGUGAAAAACUCGUUGGCAUUAUAAUGGGCUCUCUAUGCAUACUCGAGGGUGCUUUGUAUUUGGUGGAUACCGUUAUGAGUUGCCUACACUACUCGAAAGGCGACACCGAGUAUACUGGAGUGGCGCGUUAAGGCGAAAGUGAAAUGCGCCGCAAAGUGACAACAUAAUGAAAAAUAUGUCCACUCACAUGUUUGACAAAUUAUAAACAAAUAAAUAUACAUACAGAUAAAUCUACAAUAUAUUACAAAAUAUCUAUUUACAUUUAACUACCAUCCAUCCCUUAAAAAAAUGCUUAAGGUAGUUUUAAAGUUUUCGAAUCGGUAUGACGAAUUACCAUCAUUAUUUAUGUUUACGUACAAAUAUGCACAUAUAUAUAAAACAAAUAUUCAUAUUAUGUAUUUAUAUGAAAGAGUGCUUAAAUAUACAUACAUACAAAAGUUCUUGUGUGUCUUACAUUUAAGAUCUUUAAUUUCCGUAAUUCAUAUAAUUCUACUAUGCAUUAUUAUUUUAAUAAAUUCAAUGCCAAAACUUA